AUGGAAGCUCUCGGCCACCUGAGAAUCGGCGUUUGUGUCCCUUUGUCCUCCCCAUUUCCGCCGUCCCACGCUAAGAAACACCUAAAACCGAACGCCGUCAGCGGCGGACCUACCAGCAGUAAUGGCGUUUCCAGCAGCUUCUCCGCUAGCAAAUGGGCCAACCGUCUCCUUGCCGACUUCCAAUUCCUACCCACAACCAAUAAUGCCGACGCUUCAGACUCAACCGCCACCACGCUCACUCCGCCUUACCCUCCCACACUCUCCACCACUCCUGAACGCCACGUGUCUAUGCCCAUCGACUUCUACCGAGUACUCGGCGCGGAGGCUCACUUCCUUGGAGACGGAAUUAGAAGGUGUUAUGAAGCUAGAGUUUUGAAACCCCCUCAGUAUGGAUAUAGUGAUGACGCAUUGAUUAGCCGGAGGCAGAUUCUUCAAGCAGCUUGUGAAACCCUAGCAAACCCUAGCUCGAGAAGAGAAUAUAAUCAAGGGCUUGCAGAUGAUGAAUUUGAUACGAUUCUCACUGAAGUGCCAUGGGAGAAUGUUCCGGGAGCCUUGUGUGUGUUGCAAGAAGGGGGAGAGGAUGAAGUGGUGCUUCAAAUUGGUGAGAGUUUGCUGAAAGAAAGACUACCCAAAUCAUUCAAGCAGGAUGUUGUGUUGGCAAUGGCACUAUCCUAUGUUGAAAUCUCAAGGGACACAAUGGCGAUAUCUCCUCCGGAUUAUAUCAAGGGUUGUGAAUUGUUGGAGAGGGCCCUGAAGCUAUUGCAGGAAGAAGGUGCAAGCAGCCUUGCACCCGAUUUACAAGCACAAAUUGAUGAAACUUUAGAAGAGAUAAACCCACGAUACGUGCUUGAGCUUCUGGCCUUGCCUCUUGAUGAUGAACAUCAAACAAGAAGGACAGAGGGUCUUCAAGGUGUGCGGAAUAUUUUGUGGGCGGUUGGAGGAGGGGGUGCGGCUGCUGUCGCUGGGGGAUUUACGCGCGAAGAUUUCAUGAAUGAAGCCUUCUUACAGAUGACAGCAGUGGAGCAGGUCGAACUCUUUGCUGCCACACCUGAUAAUAUACCGGCAGAAAGUUUUGAAGUUUACGGAGUUGCUUUGGCACUUGUUGCUCAAGCUUUCAUGGGUAAAAAGCCUCAUCUUAUUCAAGAUGCCGACAAUUUGUUUCAACAACUUCAACAGAUCAAAGUAACAGCCUUGGGAAAUUCAGCCUCUAUGUACAAUGCGAGAGGAAACCGUGAAGUGGACUUUGCGUUGGAGAGGGGUCUAUGUUCGCUUCUUGUAGGGGAGGUGGACGAAUGUCGUUCAUGGUUAGGCUUAAAUGAUGAUAACUCACCUUACAGAGAUCCCUCUAUAGCUACCUUUGUCAUGGAAAAUUCUCGGGAUGAUCCUGAGAAUGAUCUCCUUCCUGGCCUUUGUAAGUUGUUGGAAACAUGGCUAAUGGAGGUGGUCUUUCCUAGAUUUAGAGAGACAACAGAUGCCCAGUUCAAGCUUGGGGAUUACUAUGAUGAUCCUGUUGUAUUAAGGUAUUUAGAACGGCUAGAGGGAGUCGGUGGUUCACCAUUGGCUGCCGCCGCGGCUAUUGCAAGGAUCGGUGCUGAAGCUACUGCGGUUCUUGAUAGCGUAAAGAUUGGUGCAAUUCAGGCGUUACAGAAGGUUUUUCCUCUUGGUCAGGAGGCACCAAGUGUUCGGCGUCAGGAUAACGGUGAGUUUGGUGAUUCGGUUGUGGUUGAGACCGAGUUUAGCAAUCAGCUGGAUGGAGGUGUGCCUGCUGAUAUAAUCAGUGUCCGUCAGGCAAACGAUUCCGAUGAGAUUCAAGAACAAGAGAUGAUUACUUACCGGAUAAAAGAUGCAGCGAUCAAGAUCAUGUGUGGUGGCAUGGUGGUCGGAUUGUUGACUUUAGCUGGCUUGAGAUAUAUGCCAUUUAAGAGAGGCUCUCCUAUCCCUCGUAAAGAAGUUGGUUCGGCUAUGGCUUCCGAUGUCAUCAAUGUGGGGGAUUCUACAGUUGAAGAUGUUGAAAAAAUUCCUAGAAUGAAUGCAAGAUUUGCCGAAGGUCUAGUUCGCAAGUGGCAGAGCAUUAAGUCACAGGCCCUUGGACCUGAUCAUUCCCACGAUAAAUUGUCAGAGGUAUUGGAUGGUCAAAUGCUCAAGAUCUGGGUGGAACGAGCAAUCGAAAUUGCUCAACAUGGUUGGUUCUGGGACUACAAUCUGUUAAACAUUACCAUUGACAGUGUGACCAUCUCGCUCGAUGGCCGCCUAGCUGUGGUGGAAGCAACCCUUGAAGAGUCUGCUGAGUUGACCGAUGUGGCUCACCCAGAACAGAACGACUCAUACAGUUCAACCUACACGACACGGUAUGAGAUGUCAUAUACUAAGGCAGGAUGGAAAAUUACAAAGGGGGCUGUCCUCAAAUCAUAAUCUGCAGAUAUAUCAUGUACAAAUCGAAGGUACACCCUGCUGUGGUUUUGACCCAUCUGGCAAUUGAAAAAAUAAGACUUAUCUAAAAGAGAUAAACAUGCCUCACCUAACAGGAGCAUAAAAGUACCAUUUCAUUGCCACAUAGAAAGUUGGGUGGGUGCAUCAGAUAGCUGAAUUUGAUGCGAAGAUCGCAUCAAUGUAUAACUGAUUGGGUAAUGGUUUAUGAUUACACAAUUACAUACC
Messenger RNA from Cynara cardunculus var. scolymus (artichoke), 2655 nucleotides. RefSeq names its product protein ACCUMULATION AND REPLICATION OF CHLOROPLASTS 6, chloroplastic. The coding region runs from base 1 to 2412 and encodes 803 amino acids. The transcript has 7 exons. Lineage: Eukaryota; Viridiplantae; Streptophyta; Magnoliopsida; Asterales; Asteraceae. Gene Ontology annotation, cellular component: chloroplast inner membrane. Gene Ontology annotation, biological process: chloroplast fission. The record is from RefSeq and is a predicted model, not a curated record.